GCAAGUCAGUCACAUUUAAGACGAACUAGAAACAUGGUCAAGAUUAGCUGUUCGCUGCUGGUGCUCCUUUCGCUUUGCGCUUGUUCAUACGCUCAAUAUGAGUAUCCACAGCAGCGCCCUUCGCCGGGAACUGGAGCUCAGCCUACUGGUGGGCAAGUAGACAAUCGUAUCCUUGGAAAUCUCCUCGGUGGCGGAGGAGGACUCCUUGGAGGCGGCGGUGGCGGUGGAGGACUUUUCGGAAAUUUAUUGGGCGGCCUUUUGGGUGGCAAUCGUCCGCAACCGCAGCCCUACCCAGUGCCAGUUCCCGCAUAUGGGGGCGGAUUCGGCGGUGGAUACCCAAUCGGAGGAGGCGGAUAUGCUGGCGGUCUUCCUGGUGGUUAUCCAGGUGGCUUUGGCGGCGGCUUCGGUGGCGGAUACGGCAAUCCAUACGGUGGAUAUUAUGGCUAAGACCACAAUUUUGGUACCUCUAAAAGUAUUAUUUGAUUUAUAAGUUGUUGACAUUGACCAUUUAAUUAAAAUUCAUG
Messenger RNA from Drosophila melanogaster (fruit fly), 524 nucleotides. RefSeq lists its product as uncharacterized. The record is from RefSeq and is marked reviewed. The transcript has 2 exons. Bases 34 to 447 code for a protein of 137 amino acids. Lineage: Eukaryota; Metazoa; Arthropoda; Insecta; Diptera; Drosophilidae.